AUGGAGGCUCAAACUAAAUUCAAAGUUCCUGAUAACUUUCAGGAGCGGAACAAUCUUCCUCUUACUGUUAAGAUCAAAACCAAGAAAGAUGGAUUGUUCAACAAGAACACAAAAUCAGAAGAGAAAGUGAUACUAAAAGGAGUGUCAGGGAUAGUGGAACCAGGCGAAAUGCUAGCGAUGUUAGGACCAUCAGGAAGUGGCAAAACGACACUCCUAAAUGCAUUAGGAGGCAGACUCAAAAGCAACUCCAAACUGCAAGGAACGAUAACUUACAACAACAAACCCUUCUCAAACACAACCAAGAGAAACAUCGGAUUCGUCACCCAAGAUGACAUCCUCUACCCACACUUAACUGUCACUGAAACCUUAGUCUUCACAGCCCUUCUCAGACUACCGAACACUCUCACCAAAAAAGAGAAAGUCUUACGGGCAGAAGCUGUGAUAUCCCAGCUAGGGUUAACCAAGUGUAAGGAUAGCAUAAUAGGAGAGUCAUUGGUAAGAGGGGUUUCAGGAGGAGAGAGGAAGAGGGUCAGUAUUGGGCAAGAGAUGUUGGUAAACCCCAGCUUGCUGUUUUUGGACGAGCCAACGUCUGGACUUGACUCAACCACAGCUCAAAGGAUUCUGUCCACUCUGCGGGAGCUGGCUAAUGCCGGAAGGACCGUGGUUAUGACCAUACACCAACCUUCAAGCAGAUUGUACUACAUGUUUUGUAAGGUUUUGUUGUUAUCUGAAGGAAGCCCUUUGUUCUUUGGGAAGGGUUCUGAUGCCAUGAACUAUUUUCUGAGUCUUGGAUAUGCCCCCACAGUAGGCAUGAAUCCUUCUGAUUUCCUUUUGGAUCUUGCAAAUGGUAUGUCUUCUUGUUCUGGGGAUUUUGCAGGAAUUUAUACUGAUGAAUCUUGUGAAGACCAUGCCUCACUUAAGCAGACGUUGGUGUUAGCAUACAGGCAUGACCUUGAAGCACAAGUGAAGGAAAUGGUUCGUGCAGUAAGUGAUUUCGGUAAAACUGGAAGUAGAUUUCAAGGGGAAUCAGAUGGGUGGGCGACAAGUUGGUUUCAGCAAUUUAAUGUGUUGCUCAAAAGGGGAGUGAGGGAGAGAAGAUACGAGUCAUUCUCUGGCCUCAAAGUCACUCAGAUCGUUAUGGCGGCCAUUAUUUCAGGACUUCUAUGGUUUAAGUCUGACAUUUCGCACUUGCAGGAUCAAACCGGUCUCCUAUUCUUCAUAGCUAGUUUCUGGAGUUUCUUCCCAAUGUAUCAAGCCAUCUUCACAUUCCCACAAGAAAGGACAAUGCUUGAGAAAGAAAGAUCCGCUGGAAUAUACAGGCUGUCCUCUUACUUCAUCUCAAGGAUUGUAGCUGACCUGCCCAUGGAGCUUGUCCUUCCCACAGUUUUUCUCAUCAUAUCCUACUGGAUGGCGGGCCUCAAACCCCAUGCCCUGAAUUUCUCGUACACACUCUUCGGCCUCUUACUCAAUGUGCUGGUCUCACAAGGCCUAGGCCUUGCUCUCGGCGCAAUUGUGAUGGAUCAAAGCUCUGCAAGUACACUUGGCUCUGUGGUUAUGCUGACUUUCAUGCUAGCUGGGGGAUACUUUGUCCAACAUGUCCCUAAAUUUAUAGCUUGGAUCAAGUACUUCUCCAUCAGCUACUACAUAUACCGACUGUUUGUAGGGUCUCAGUUUGAGAGUAGGGACACAUACCCCUGUUCUGAAGGGCAGUGUUUGGUUGCAGAAUUUCCUUCUAUAAAGCAAAUGGGGCUGGAUCCGGAGGACCAAGUGAUUGCUGCUUUGGCUCUAGUGAUAAUGCUGAUAGGUUUUAGACUCAUAGCUUAUUUAGCUCUGAUGAGGAUUGGGGUGACUAAGAAAUUUGUCUAG
Neltuma alba is the source of this 1866-nucleotide messenger RNA. Its product is annotated as ABC transporter G family member 9-like. The record is from RefSeq and is a predicted model, not a curated record. Gene Ontology annotation, biological process: transmembrane transport. Lineage: Eukaryota; Viridiplantae; Streptophyta; Magnoliopsida; Fabales; Fabaceae. Gene Ontology annotation, molecular function: ATP binding; ATP hydrolysis activity; ABC-type transporter activity. Gene Ontology annotation, cellular component: plasma membrane.